This is a messenger RNA of Paramisgurnus dabryanus, 728 nucleotides long. The record is from RefSeq and is a predicted model, not a curated record. NCBI's taxonomy places the organism in Eukaryota, Metazoa, Chordata, Actinopteri, Cypriniformes, Cobitidae.
CGCCUCAGAGGACGAGGAGCCACAAGAAGACGGAAUAUAUUUAUAAUUCUUGUUUAUUCCGCAAAGAAGAAACUGACACUCAGGAUGCAAAAGUGUAUCGGCGGAGUUUGUGCGUCUCUUAUUUUUUGCGCACUUCUCACGGAGACAAUCGGUAUGGUCAUUGCGGCAAAAGAGAAAAGAGGAUGGACGCUCAACAGCGCUGGAUAUCUCCUCGGUCCUCGUCGUAUUGAUCACCUUAUACAGAUUAAGGAUACUCCCAGUGCAAGGGGGAGAGAGGAUCUGCUUGGUCAAUAUGCCAUAGAUAAUCACAGGAGCCUUGGCGACAAGCACGGACUGGCAGGCAAGAGAGAAAUGCCCAUGGAAGAGGAUUUCAAGACGGGUGCUCUAAGAAUAUCAGAUGAAGAUGUUGUCCAUACCAUCAUAGACUUUCUUUCAUAUCUCAAAUUAAAAGAAAUCGGGGCUCUUGACAGUCUGCCGUCCUCUUUCACAUCAGAGGAGAUAAGUCAACCCUAACCAUCACCAAAUUUGAGCACACCUUGACCUCCACUUCGCCCGGCUGAACUCUCUCCCAUAGGCUGUAUUAUAUUCAUGGUCUUCUUCAGUGCACUGUUCUCAACAUGCUAAUCUGUUAAUAUAACCACGUAACUUUAAUAUAUAUAUAUAUAUAUGAAUAACAUGAUGGCUGAUGUGGAGAUGGAUUCAGAAAUAAAUUCAUAAAUGGCAUUUGA